Molecule: messenger RNA, 2880 nt
Organism: Plasmodium cynomolgi strain B
Lineage: Eukaryota; Apicomplexa; Aconoidasida; Haemosporida; Plasmodiidae
Exons: 4
Coding region: 1-2523 (840 amino acids)
Source: RefSeq, a predicted model, not a curated record
AUGACAGAAGGACAUAAAGGAAGUGCUGAAGUGAACCCAUACAAGGAGGAAGAUCCAAAUAACUGCUACAAUAAGGAAUAUGAGAAAAACGAGUUGGACAAGUAUCUAAUAAAAAUGGGAGAUCUUACUAAAAAGAGUAACCUGACUGAAAACAAAGAUUUUUAUGGAGCCAAAUAUGACAUGAUCACGACAGAUUCGAUUUCAACGACGACGGAGGAAUUUUCAUGUCCUUGCCCCCUUGAGGGGAAGGGCGACGAUAAGGAUACGCUGCGGAUUUCGGAGGAGGGAGAGUUCGGGGAUGCUUCCCAGGACCUGACGCUGGAUGAUCAACAGUCCACCAAAGUUGGCAAUGGGGGGAGUAGCGGCAGCAGCGAUAGCAGCAGCGGAAGGAGUUCCGGGGGGAGAAGCGAGGGAGGAGGCACAGGAAGCGGUGAGAGAAGCGGUGAGAGAAGCGGCGAGAGAAGCGGCGAGAGAAGCGGCAAGAGACACUGCGAGAGACAGGGCGAGAGAAGCGGCGAGAGACACUGCGAGAGACACGGCAGCGUGAGGAGCCUCGGCAAAACCGCUUGGGCUAUGGGAAGUACCGCGACCAGUGCGCGCAAAAUGGACGCUCCGAAAUUUUGUGACAAUAACGAUUUAUACGCAGUUGAACAUGGCAAACUGACAAGAAGUAGCGAACCUUUUUCAAUUAGCAAAAAUGAAGUGAGCAAAGGGAAGGAGGACCAGUACGAUAACUUAUCCUCAACUAAGACCCCCGCGGGUAGCAGCAUCAUUACCACACAACAAACGAAUGGGAGGCUGCAAGAUUAUUCAGUUAUUCUAAGUGGAAAAGAAUACGAAAGCAAUAAUAACAGUCUGAGACAGAAUACACACGUGACGGAGUUACCAAAUCAAAGCACCAAUUCAUUACGACCACAUGUGCACCCUUCGUACGUGCCCAAUAAAGUCAAUCAUGUGAGCAGUAGGAGUAAUGCCCCGCAUAUGUUUAACGGACUCAGUAUGGCCACAACAGUCGGAGGACAGAAAGAUAUUGGAGCAGAGGGGGAUUAUACGAGGAUGAUCCUUCGAGGAAAUGCCACUCUUAUGAACUGUGUGCAUAAAAGUGGAAAUAAAAAUAGCCUUAACGUUUUGCACGUGAAGAAUGGCGGCCGUUGUGCACAUGGAGUGGGUCAGGAAGUCAGGGGGGGAAGCCCCUCUAUGGGGAGUACUGUCAAACUGAUUAGAGCAGCGGGUGAUCGGGAAAGGUUCGUCGGAGGGGUGAGUAGUGGGAGAAGCAUUAACGGUGGGAGAACCCAGGAAAUGACUCGAAAUGGAGAAGCCGUGAGAAACGCGAUCAGCGUGAGAAGUGCCAACAGCUGGAGAGGUAGCAAGGGGGGUACGCACAGCUUCCCCUUGAAUGGAGUAGGAAGCAAUAUGCGCAACGUUAGUAGCACGGAAAACUUGAAAAGUCCAAGCAGCCAGAACAACGGCAUGCACCACCUGAGUGUAAGGAUGAGCAAUCUGAGGAGUAGCACGGCUGCGUUGACGCCAAGCACCCCCAAGAACGCCGCGCAUCUGCUGGAAGGGAACCUAAAUUACAACCCCAAAGUGGAGGAUAAAAAGAAACUAACGAGUGUAAGUGGGGGCGACGUGAAAGUGGCAGCGAUGACUCACCCGCAUGUGAAGAGCAGCGUGGAGAACGCGAACGUGAGAUUGAAUUCGAGUAGGCUUCUGAGUAGAACCUGCUUUGGUGGUGGCCAUGCGGUGGUGGAUUCGUUUAGGGAAAGCCCCCCCCACCGCGUGGGCAGAAAUCUCAGCUUUAUGGGAGUGAGUUUCGACAGGGACAUUGGUCCGCACGUCCAAGGAAUGGCGAUAGGUCCCAGUGGCGGCCGCGUCCCAGGCAGCGCGAUGCCGAUCCGAGGCGACACAAGGAGAGGCAUCUUCAGCGGUGUCAGCGGAGGUAUCAGCGGAGGUUUGAGCGGAAAUGUGAACGUACCGCUUAGUGGACCGUUUGGUGGAAUCCUGGGUAGGGACAGCUUCCGCGUGCACACAUGCAAAGGAGGGGGGGCGGUAAAAAUCCCAAGCGACGGCAUAAGCGGUGGUUGUAGCGGUUGCGGUGGUUGUGGCGGAUGCGGCGGAUGCGGUGGUUGUAGCGGUUGUAGCGGCUUCGGCGGCUGCGGCUGCGGCUGCUUCGGAGGUUGCGGGAUGGCCAUGUUGAAAAACCUGUCCAACAGACAGAGAAGCCUAACAGGGCCAUAUAAAAAAGUAAACGAAGAAAACAACAUGGUGCUAAAAAAUAUGGCACAGAGGAAGCAUUUAAUUAGCUACAAACACAUGAACAAUUGGAUUACUUCUCAUGAGAGUAAAUGUGGAGGGAGAGAUGAUAGGGGAAGAGCACCCGUAGCGUCCUCCUUGAGGAAUGGCAUAUACAAGACAAACCAAAAGAUGAACAAGGAAAAGGUAGGGCAGCUACUUGAUAUAAUAAUGAAGGAAGCAAAUAAAAGCUAUAGUGGAAAAAAAAAAAGUGUUAUCAACCAAAUUUGAAUGACAGGAAAAGGAAUCCAUUUCCAAACCAACGAUUUGAAUUUCCUUGUGAAUCUUUUCAAGGAAUUCCAUAUCUACGAUUGUAAAAAUAUUUUGAGGACGAGUUUGAAAAUAUUGAAUAGGUACGCUAAGAGGAACUUCAAAGAUUUUUCCAUUUUGGAUAAUGCCGAGGACAUCCUGGAGGUGAACAGGGCCAACAGCUUCUUUGACUUCCUGUUUAGUUCGCUCAAGGAAAAUCACGACGCGCUGCAGAAAGUGGGCCAGGAGAAGUUGUACCUCUCCAACAUUUUUGCCAAUUUUAACGAGUUGAACUAUGGCCAACUGUUUCAUUUGUUUUUGAGGAGGAGUGGGAAGUGA